This is a messenger RNA of Lacerta agilis (Sand lizard), 2857 nucleotides long. RefSeq names its product serine/threonine kinase 24 (gene STK24). The transcript is spliced from 11 exons. Gene Ontology annotation, biological process: protein phosphorylation. The record is from RefSeq and is a predicted model, not a curated record. The coding region runs from base 82 to 1383 and encodes 433 amino acids. Gene Ontology annotation, molecular function: ATP binding; protein kinase activity. NCBI's taxonomy places the organism in Eukaryota, Metazoa, Chordata, Lepidosauria, Squamata, Lacertidae.
GGAGGAGGAGGGAAGGAAGAAGGAGAGGGGCCCGCGCGCAGUAGGGGCGGUAGCAACUCUGCCUCUGCCGCUUCCGUCAUCAUGGCUCACUCCCCGGUGCAGCAGCCUGGCCUGCCGGGCAUGCAGAAUCUGAAAGCAGAUCCAGAAGAGCUCUUUACAAAGCUGGAGAAGAUCGGCAAAGGUUCAUUUGGUGAAGUUUUUAAAGGAAUUGACAAUCAAAGUCAGAAAGUUGUUGCUAUAAAAAUUAUUGAUCUUGAAGAAGCUGAAGAUGAAAUAGAAGACAUUCAGCAAGAGAUUACAGUGCUGAGUCAGUGCGACAGUCCAUAUGUUACCAAAUACUAUGGAUCUUAUUUAAAGGAUACAAAAUUAUGGAUAAUAAUGGAAUAUCUUGGCGGAGGUUCUGCUCUUGACCUUUUAGAACCAGGGUCUCUUGAUGAAAUCCAGAUUGCUACGAUAUUGAGAGAGAUUCUGAAAGGCCUUGAUUAUUUGCAUUCAGAAAAGAAAAUCCACAGAGAUAUUAAAGCUGCUAAUGUCCUGCUGUCUGAACAAGGAGAAGUCAAACUAGCCGACUUUGGUGUAGCUGGACAACUAACAGAUACACAAAUAAAGAGAAAUACCUUUGUGGGUACACCGUUUUGGAUGGCACCAGAAGUAAUAAAGCAGUCAGCGUAUGAUUCAAAGGCAGAUAUCUGGUCACUGGGCAUAACAGCCAUAGAGCUUGCAAAAGGUGAGCCUCCACAUUCAGAGCUGCAUCCCAUGAAAGUUCUCUUCCUGAUCCCAAAGAACAACCCACCAACAUUAGAAGGAAACUACAGCAAACCUCUGAAGGAGUUCGUUGAAGCCUGCUUGAACAAGGACCCAAGUUUUAGACCAACGGCAAAAGAACUCCUGAAGCACAAGUUUAUAAUACGGAAUGCAAAGAAAACCUCUUACUUGACAGAUCUCAUUGACAGACAUAAAAGAUGGAAGUCGGAGCAGAACCAUGAUAACUCCAGCUCUGAAGAUUCAGAUGGGGAAACAGAUGGCCAAGCCUCAGGUGGCAGUGAUUCAGGUGACUGGAUAUUUACAAUCCGAGAGAAAGAUCCCAAGAACCUUGAGAACGGAGCUACCCAGCUACACGAGUGGGAAAGGAACAAGGAAAAUACCAUUCAGAGGCGUCCUUUAUCUCGGUGCUUAUCAACAAUCAUAACGCCAUUAUUCACAGAGCUGAAAGAGAGGAGUCAAGCUUGUGGGGGGAACAUGGGAUCCAUAGAAGAACUGAGAGAGGCUAUCUAUUUGGCUGAAGAAGCAUGUCCAGGCAUUUCAGAUACCAUGGUGACAGAGCUCGUGGAGAGGCUUCAGAGGUAUUCAGUAACUGGAGGAGGAAGCACACCAUCCCACUAAAGUAUUGUUUCAUGGCGUUUGCUUGUUCGAUGUGGCUCCUAUAGGCACCUCCUCUAAUGCUGGUCUGCCACUGUUUCUCUCAGUGGUGAGCUCUCCAGUAUGUGGACAUUCCUGAAGGUGCAGCAACACAAAUGGACAACUUAGCAAGGGCAUUGUUUUUCAGCUCUGUAUAGUUUUUUUUUUUAAAGAAAAAACAAUAAUGCACAUAUUCAAAGGAGGUAUCUUUUUAAAUUUCUGAGAUGUAUAUUUAGGAUUGCAGUUAGGAAACUAAAGCUAUUGUGAAAUCUCAGGUAUCUUGCUUUAAGUCAUUGGUCUUCAACUCAACGAUCCAGAUCCAGAAGCGAUUUACGUCUCAAUCUAAAAGUGGGUGCCCCAAUGGUACGGCCAUUGUUUUCUUUCAGGGUCUUAUUUUAACAAAAUGCGUAAGAUUGGGAGAUGAAAUAAAGGGGUGGGGACUAAGUGGGUAUCAUAUUUUAGGUUGGGAUUUAAGAUGGAUCUCGGACCUGAACAAGUUGAAGACAACUGCUUUAACUCGAUGAAUCUGUGAAUUGGAAAACAUACCAUUGGCUCUGUGUACAGAUUUGUAUAUAGUCACUUUUUUACUCAAAACUUGCUCAAUGUGCAUAUAGAAUCCCUCUGUACAAAUGGCCAAGUUCUCUGUAGAUGAUGCUAGUGAGGUAAAUAUUUUGGCAGGUCACAACUGAUUAUUGGCUUGCCUUUUGUUAUAUGAAAUUUUCGAACCGUAUGACAAGACGUUUGACUUGACCUUGUAUUUGUAGGUCAAAAAGCUGUGCUAUAAAAAAAUCUGGUUUGUACCUCAGGUGCAAAGUUUGCUCUAGUUUUGUUACACGGUGUUAUUCUUUUUAUUAAUCUAGAGUUGGGUUUCUAAUCAUGGUACGACAUUGAUUAUUUCAGUUUCCUGAAUCACUUGGUUUGAGGUUCUCUAAUACUUGUUUGCUUUAGUGGGUUUUUUUUUUUUAAAUCAGUCUAAAUUGUGCCAAUCCAAAGUCUGAAUUCAGUUUUAUUAGGUUUUGUUUUUUUUAAACUUCCUUGUAAAAUCGGAACAUCUCAUACAACUAUAUUAAAGAUAUUUUUUCUCUUGAAACACCACUUAAGAGAUUCUGGCUGGAUAAUGGCAAUUUGUAAGGCGGUGAUCUUAUAAACAAUAUAAAAUGUAUGAAGCUUAUGUAUAUGAAAACUUUUAAUCAUGAUCAUUGAGAGAUACAUUUGAUUUAACUUGGUAUCCAAGAUCCAUUGUUAAGGGGGGAGAAUACUUGAAAUUUCAUCAAAACUUAAAAUAGAUAUUCUCACUGCUGUACUUUAGUUAAAUAUCUGUAUAUUUGCUUGUUACAUCUUUUGUGGUUCAUCUUCUGAACUCAGCCUCUUUUAUAAUGGGCAGAAAUCAGUAGAAUGUCAACCUUUUGCCUAUUGGGAAUAUUUUUUUGUAAAUGCUGUAUAAAUAUCUGAUAAGAUA